AUGGGCGAAUCCACCCACAAGCAUAUCUACGAUGCCCAAAUCGCUGGUCCUUAUGAUCCUCAUACCUUGCUACAGCUUGAAAUGGCUCGCGAGCCGCUCCGAACGGCCUCACCCAUGGAGUUUGACUUGUCCAACGCAGACCUUUAUAUCCAGGCAUUCUUCGAACGAGUCAAUGUCUGGUAUGCCUGUGUCAACCCCCACACGUGGACUCAGUACUACAAUACGGCUGCCUCAGUCAGGUUCCGAGAAGGCCCUGAAAGUUGUGUUGCUCUCCUGGUAUUAGCUCUCGGUUGUGCCGCGCAAUGUGGAAGUAUCUCGUGUGUCUCUCAAAACGAAGAUGCCCCAGGCCUUCCAUAUUUUGCAGCGGCAUGGAGUCUUCUUCCAUCCGUCAUGAUGCGGAAUUCAGUACUUGCUGCCCAGUGCAUAAUUCUCACGUCCGCCUAUCUAUUCUACUUGGUCCGGCCCCUGGAAGCCUGGACUCUGCUGUCAAAUGCUAGUAUGAAAUUACAGUUGCUAUUUGGCAACCCCUCGCGCGUUCCUUCGCAAUGGAGAGAGCUAAGUGUGAGGGUGUAUUGGAAUGCUCUCUUAUACGAGAGUGACCUGCUAGCAGAACUGGACUUGCCGCACUCGGGCAUAGUACACUUUGAGGAGCUCGUCGACCUUCCGGGUCGAUUUGAGGACGAGGACGAGGAUGAAGACGAGGACGAGGAGGAAGAGGAGGAAGAGGGAAUAGACAGCGAGCGUCGAGAAAGUGAGGCUGUCAAUCGGUUCAUGGGCCGUGACGAGCUCUGGUACUUCCUAGCGGAGAUUGCUUUGAGACGCUUGCUCAACCGAUCUCGGAGCUAG
This is a messenger RNA of Aspergillus melleus, 846 nucleotides long. RefSeq names its product putative C6 finger domain protein. NCBI's taxonomy places the organism in Eukaryota, Fungi, Ascomycota, Eurotiomycetes, Eurotiales, Aspergillaceae. The coding region runs from base 1 to 846 and encodes 281 amino acids. The record is from RefSeq and is a predicted model, not a curated record. The transcript is spliced from 3 exons.